Gymnodraco acuticeps is the source of this 1473-nucleotide messenger RNA. RefSeq names its product tripartite motif-containing protein 16-like. Gene Ontology annotation, molecular function: protein binding; zinc ion binding. Lineage: Eukaryota; Metazoa; Chordata; Actinopteri; Perciformes; Bathydraconidae. The coding region runs from base 1 to 1473 and encodes 490 amino acids. The transcript has 2 exons. The record is from RefSeq and is a predicted model, not a curated record.
AUGGACCUGAAAGACCCCGAGCAGGAAGCAGCUUUAGUGGAGGAGCUGAAGAAGACUGGACCCCCAGCUGCUCCUGCUGAUCUCUGCUAUGCUGGAGCUGAAGAUGUGGCCUGUGAUGUCUGCACUGGGAGGAAGCUGAGAGCCUGUAAGUCCUGCCUCGUGUGUCUUAUAUCUUACUGUGAGAAACACCUCCAGCCUCAUUAUGACGUAGCUCAAUUAAAGAAACACAAGCUGGUGGAGCCCUCCAAGAAGCUCCAGGAGAACAUCUGCUCUCGUCACAACAAAGCGAGGAAGCUGUUCUGCCGCACUGAUCAGCAGAGUAUCUGUUAUCUCUGCUCUGUGGACGAACACAAAGGCCACGACACGGUGUCAGCUGCAGCAGAGAGGACUGAGAGGCAGAGAGAGCUGGAGGGGAGUCGACUAAACAUCCAGCAGAGGAUCCAGGACGGAGAGAAGGAGGUGAAGCUGCUUCAGCACGAGGUGGAGGCCAUCAACGGCUCUGCUGAUAAAGCAGUGGAGGACAGUGAGAAGACGUUCACUGAGCUGAUCCGUCUCAUGGAGAAGAGAAGCUCUGAUGUGAAGCAGCAGGUCAGAUCCCAGCAGGAGAGAGAAGUGAGUCGAGUCAGAGAGCUCCAGGAGAAGCUGGAGCAGGAGAUCUCUGAGCUGAAGAGGAGAGACGCUGAGCUGAAGCUGCUGUCUCACACAGAGGAUCACAACCAGUUUCUGCUCAGCUACCCCUCACUGCCAGCCCUCAGUGAACCUACACACUCCUCCAGCAUCUACAUCCGUCCUCUGAGCUACUUUGAGGACGUGACGGCGGCCCUGUCAGCACUCAGAGACAAACUACAGGACGUCCUGAGAGAGGAAUGGACAAACGUCUCAUCGACUGAAGUGGAUGUUUUACUGUCAGCAGCAGAGCCCACCACCAGAGCUGGGUUCUUAAAAUAUUCACAGGAAGUCACUCUGGAUCCAAACACAGCAGAGACACAUCUGUUAUUAUCUGAGGGGAGCAGAAAAGCAACAUUCAUGAAACAACCACAGUCUUAUUCCAGUCACCCAGACAGAUUCACUGAUUAUAAGCAGGUCCUGAGUAGAGAGAGUCUGACUGGACGUUGUUACUGGGAGGUGGAGUGGAGAGGGGGGAGAGUUUAUGUAGCAGUCACAUACAAGAAUAUCAGCAGAGCAGGGGAUGAAUGUCGAUUUGGACUCAAUGACAAAUCUUGGUCCUUAGAUUGUAACCAAAACAGUUAUUCAUUUCGUUACAACAGUAAAUGCACCAACGUCUCAGGUCCUCAGUCCUCCAGAGUAGGAGUGUACCUGGAUCACAGAGCAGGUAUUCUAUCCUUCUACAGCAGCGUCUCUAACACCACGACUCUCCUCCACAGAAUGCAGACCACAUUCACUCAGCCGCUACAUGCUGGAGUUUGGCUUUGUUGUGUAGGAACCACUGCUGAGUUGUGUAAACUGAAAUAG